UUAAAUCUACCUAACUCAUUUCCAUCGUCUUCGUCUAACCUUGUUGGUUCUUCCCCCAAAGAGAGAGAGAGAUUUUUGAGAUAUUCGAUCGUGAAGAUGAGUUUUCAAGAUCUUGAAGCUGGUUCUCGAUUUCAAGCGCCGAAUCAUUUUGCCGGCGGGAGGCAACAGAGACCUUCGUCUAGUGGGAAUCCAUCUCAGGAGGUCGCAGCUGGGAUUUUUAGGGUCAGCACGGCUGUUGGUUCUUUCGGUCGUCUCGUUAAUCACAUCGGAACGCCUAAAGAUACUUUUGAAUUGCGUGAGAAGCUGCAAAAGACAAGGUUACAGAUAACAGACUUGGUGAAAAAUACAUCAUCUAAACUGAAAGAAGCCAGUGAAGCCGACCUUCAUGGAGCAGCUAGUCCAAUUAAGAAGAUUGCUGAUGCUAAACUGGCAAAAGAUUUCCAAUUUGUUCUUAAAGAAUAUCAGAAAGCUCAGAGACUUGCAGCUGAAAGAGAAAUAACAUAUACUCCUGUGGUUACAAAAGAAAUACCUACCAGCUAUAAUGCACAGGAACUCGAUACUGAAUUUUUGAGAACCUCAGAGCAGCAAACUCUUCUUCAACAAUCAAGAAGGCAAGAAGUGGUGUUUUUAGAUAAUGAGAUAACAUUCAAUGAAGCAAUUAUUGAGGAAAGAGAGCAAGGAAUUAGAGAAAUUCAAGAACAGAUUGGUGAAGUAAAUGAGAUAUUCAAAGAUCUUGCUGUUUUAGUGAACGAUCAAGGAAUUAUAAUCGAUGACGUCAGCUCUUACAUUGAUAACUCACAUGCUGCAACUACACAAGCAACUGCUCAACUCAGACAAGCAGCAAAAACUCAAAGAUCAAACUCAUCUUUGACAUGCCUACUUAUUCUCAUUUUUGGGAUUGUGCUACUCAUAGUGGUUAUCGUCGUCUUGGUCUAACCAUCAACUAUCAAACUACAAGCUUCAAUCUUCAAGCAUCAAGUAAAGACUUAUUGAUGAAACUAUACAAAGACCAGAAAAGAAAUAUAUCUAUUGUACAGAUUCUUUAUAAUUGAUCGUAACUUCUCAUCGUGUGCAUGUUUAUGUAUUAAUCCACCGUAAGGAUCUUUAUGAGUAAAAGUUAUUAACAUGUAUGUUUAAUAAGCA
This is a messenger RNA of Capsella rubella, 1143 nucleotides long. Its product is annotated as syntaxin-21. The coding region runs from base 97 to 936 and encodes 279 amino acids. Gene Ontology annotation, cellular component: membrane; endomembrane system; SNARE complex. Gene Ontology annotation, biological process: vesicle fusion; vesicle-mediated transport; intracellular protein transport. The transcript is spliced from 7 exons. The record is from RefSeq and is a predicted model, not a curated record. Gene Ontology annotation, molecular function: SNARE binding; SNAP receptor activity. Lineage: Eukaryota; Viridiplantae; Streptophyta; Magnoliopsida; Brassicales; Brassicaceae.